AUGUGGACCGACCUGGUCCCCAACGGACAGAAGUGGACUGAACGAGACUACCUCGUACGCUCCCCCGUCAGCUUCUUCAGAUUUCUAUUUUUUCUUGUAGCAACAAGUUGCUCCUCUGCGACUACAACCUCUGUUGCCUCUGUGAUUGUAGCAGUGGUUGAAGGGCGUGGUUUGGCUAGGGGAGAAAUUGGUAUGGCCAGUCUCAAUUUGAAAUGUCCAGAGCUUGUACUCUCUCAGUUUGCAGACACUGGGACGUAUGCCAAGGUCGUAACCAAGAUUCACAUCUUGCUGCCACUGGAAAUACUGAUGCCAGACACAGCUAGUGAGAAGGGGAAAGGCACCAAGCUGUUCAACCUCAUCACUGAGAACUUCCCGGGUGUAUCUUUCACUGCAAUCCAAAGGAAGUAUUUUAAUGAGAGAAAAGGACUGGAGUACAUUCAGCAGCUGUGUGCUCCAGAAUUUGGCACCGUCCUCAUGGAAGUGCAAGCAAAAUAUUAUUGCCUAGCAGCUGCAGCUGCUUUGCUGAAAUAUUUAGAGUUCAUCCAGAACUCAGUCUACGCUGCCAAGUCUCUUAAAGUGAGCUUUAAAGGGAGUGAACAGACAGCCAUGAUUGACUCAGCAUCUGCCACUAACUUGGAGUUGGUGGUAAACAGUAGAGACCACAGAAGUGAACAUACUCUUUUAGGUGUACUUAACCACACAAAAACACCUGGUGGCGCUAGAAGACUGCGCUCCAAUAUUUUGGAGCCCCUGGUUGAUGUGGACACCAUCAACAUACGAAUGGACACCAUACAAGAGCUGUUACGGGACGAGGAGCUCUUCUUUGGCCUGAAGAAUGCCAUCAGCCAUUUCCUUGACAUUGACCAGCUGCUCUCUGUUCUUGUCCAAAUCCCAAAGCAGGAAACAGUUCAGGUUGCUGAAGCAAAGAUUACACAUGUCAUUCAGCUGAAACACACUUUGGAUCUGGUGCCAAGGUUAAGGAUGGUGUUGAAGAACUGCAACACAGCCCUACUUAAAGCAUACAGCACUUCACUGGAAGACACCAGGUUUGACUUGAUCCUAGAGCAGAUCAAGACAGUGAUUAAUGAUGACUCUACAUACCUGAAGGGGAGUCUGAACAUGCGGACCCAGAAGUGUUACGCCGUGCGCCCUAAUGUCAACGAGUUCCUCGACAUUGCCCGGAGAGCUUACACCGAGAUAGUGGAUGACAUUGCAGGGCUAGUGAACCAAAUGGGUGAGAAAUAUGGCUUGCCGAUGCGUACCAGCUUCAGCACAGCUCGAGGUUUCUUCAUCCAGAUGAAGCUUGAAGGAGCGGUUUUGCCUGAAGGGAAACUCCCCUCAGAGUUCAUCAAGGUUACCAAGCACAAGAACAACUAUGGCUUCACCACUGCAGACCUGAUGAAGAUGAAUGACCGCUGUGACGAGGCCCUGAGGGAGAUCUUUCACAUGUCCUAUGUGGUGAUAUGUCAGCUGCUGAGCACUGUUCAUGAGCACAUCCACUGCCUUUACAAGCUCUCUGAUGCCGUAUCCAUGCUGGACAUGUUGCUAUCACUUGCAAAUGCAUGCACUAUCUCAGACUAUGUGCGUCCAGAGUUCACAGACACACUGGCAAUCAAGCAGGGUCGUCACCCCAUUCUGGAGCGAAUAGCUGGACAGCAGCCUGUAUCGAACAAUAGCUACAUCUCCGAGGGCAGCAACUUUGUCAUCAUCACUGGACCCAACAUGAGUGGCAAAUCCACCUACCUGAAACAGGUGGCGCUGUGUCAGGUCAUGGCUCAGAUAGGCUCUUUUGUCCCUGCCGAGUACGCCUCUUUUCGUGUUGCUGAUCAGAUUUUCACCAGAAUUGGUGUGGAUGAUGAUUUUGAAACUAACUGUUCUACGUUCAUGUUGGAAAUGAAGGAGAUCUCUUACAUAAUCCACAAUGUAAGUGACAGGUCCCUGAUCAUCAUAGAUGAGUUGGGGCGCGGUACCAGUGCUGAGGAGGGCAUUGGCAUCUGUCACUCAGUUUGUGAGUUCCUCCUUAGCCUCAAGGCGUUCACCCUGUUUGCCACACACUUUCUUGAGCUGUGCCAACUGGAAUCUCUUUAUCCUAAUGUGGAGAACCAGCACAUGGAGGUUCAGCACACACGCAGUGGUGACACUGGUACUGAGAGUGUGGUGUAUACAUACUUGCUGAAUCGAGGAUGCUCUGAGGAAAGACACUAUGGUCUGAAAGUAGCAGAAAUGACUGCCCUUCCUUCAAGAUUAAUCCAAGAGGCAAAGAUAAUUGCCUCCAGUGUUAGCCAGCAGCUCUUGACCAAACAUCACAGUGAUCUGGAAACACAGAGGCAGAGAGCUGUGUACCACCUGGCCACCCGCCUCCUGCAGGCUGCCAGGAACUCCAGACUGGACCCCGACAGCCUGCGUAUGUAUCUGAAAGGCCUGAGGAAGCAGUAUGAGGCAGAGCUGCAGGCAGCAGGGCAGCCAGCGUCCAUGGACACAGAGGAGGAGUGA
Seriola dumerili (greater amberjack) is the source of this 2493-nucleotide messenger RNA. It is a transcript of the gene msh4, whose product is annotated as mutS homolog 4. Gene Ontology annotation, biological process: reciprocal meiotic recombination; mismatch repair. Gene Ontology annotation, cellular component: nucleus. The transcript is spliced from 19 exons. Gene Ontology annotation, molecular function: mismatched DNA binding; ATP binding; ATP-dependent DNA damage sensor activity. The record is from RefSeq and is a predicted model, not a curated record. The coding region runs from base 1 to 2493 and encodes 830 amino acids. Lineage: Eukaryota; Metazoa; Chordata; Actinopteri; Carangiformes; Carangidae.